AUUUCGUGCACUGCUCGUGUGGAAUCCAUUUUUCCUUAUCUACGCAUGAACGCUGUACGAAGGAGAAAAGUGAUUAAUUCGAACUAGAAAGACACCAUUUGUUACUUGCAGGUAGUGCAUAUACAAAAUGGGAUCACAAUUUUUUAAUCGACUAGGUCAGUUCGGAUUAGGACUAAGUCUUGUCGGUACUGCUGUUAGUACUGCGCUAUAUAAUGUCGAUGGAGGACAUCGAGCUGUCAUCUUUGACAGAUUUGUUGGUAUCAAAAGUCUUGUAGUAGGAGAAGGAACACAUUUUCUCAUUCCUUGGGUACAAAAACCUAUUAUCUUUGACAUACGUUCAAGACCACGAAAUGUUCCUGUUGUUACCGGUAGCAAGGAUCUACAGAAUGUGAACAUUACUCUUCGUAUUCUCUUUAGACCAAUACCUGAUUCAUUACCUAAGAUAUACAAUGUUUUGGGUGUUGACUACGAUGAGAGAGUAUUACCAUCUAUUACAACUGAAGUAUUGAAAGCUGUUGUCGCACAAUUUGAUGCUGGAGAAUUGAUUACUCAGCGUGAAUUAGUAUCUCAAAAAGUUAGCGAAGACCUAACAGAAAGAGCUACUCAAUUUGGUCUUAUCUUGGAUGAUAUAUCUAUUACGCAUUUAACUUUUGGAAAAGAAUUUACCCAUGCUGUAGAAUUGAAACAAGUCGCACAACAGGAUGCAGAAAAAGCUCGUUUCUUAGUAGAAAAAGCUGAACAACAGAAGAAAGCUGCUAUUAUUACAGCAGAGGGUGAUGCUCAAGCUGCUAGUUUAAUAGCAGAAUCUCUUGGCAGUGCUGGUGACGGUCUUGUUGAACUUAGAAGAAUCGAAGCUGCUGAAGACAUUGCAUUUAAUUUAGCAAACUCUCGACAAAUAACAUACUUACCUUCUGGUCAAAAUGUAUUGCUCAACUUACCUCAGUAAAGAAAAAAGGUGAAUUGAUCAGUAUAUAUACAUUUACAUACAUAUAUAUAUAUAUAUAUAUAUAUAUGAAUAAGUUGAGCAUUUAUAUCGUGAAGGAAGAUAUUCGAGUACUGAUAGCAUAUUCAAUGUGGCAAAUAAUUCCCUGAAAGUGUUGCAUAGCAGAUAUAUAUAUAUAGAACAAUAGAAUUUCAUAAUACUUUCAAAUUAAUUUGAAAAUUUGUAUUUCUUUUUUAAUAAUCAUAUAUACUCUUAUCCCUUUUAUUGAACAUUGUACAUAUCUUUGGAGAUUAAUCCUAUACCGAAUUAACAAUAUAGCCUAUCAUUUUUAAGUAACUAAUACUUAAGUUUUAAUAGCAAGAAAUAGCGAACAAAACAAAAAUUGUUCGCAGCAAAGAAAUAUUGUCUUUAAUUGACUAUUUAAUGAUUCUGUCGUUCAUUAAUCAUUUACGAAUAAUUUGAAUAUUUUUCUAUAAAUAUUUUUCAUGAAUAGUUAGGAAUUUUCUAAUUUCGUUGCAUUUGUAUAUUCACGAUACUUGUGAAUAAUGAAUGUAACAAGACUAAUGAUACAGCAAUAUGCACACUGUUAAAAAAGUUAUUUGGGAUAUAAUAUGCAUAUAAAUAAAACCGUUAUUAAUUUGCCACUAUGAGAUAGAAACUGAAAGCAUAUUAAUAAAAUAAUAAUUACGUAUACAAUAAUUAUACAUUCGCUAAUGAACUUGUAUCGAAGUUUUUCUUUGCUUGAGAUAUAUAAUUUUGAUAUUUUAUUACAUAGUUUCCAUAAGAAAGGCAUUCAUUUUCAAAGAUCAUAUUGCAUUUUCACAUUCGAUACGAUGUUUCUUUAAUUAUAAAAUUCAUCUGAUGGUUCAUCUCCAAUUAAAUGUUCCUUCUCUUAAGAUCAUAAAGUUCGAAUUCUUUAACACAUCGAGAAGGUCGUGCAACGUUGUUCUUUGAUCGCUUAUUGCGACCGGUCGUGCAGCGAAUCAUGAUGAUCAAUCAAGCAACCGAAAUUGAUGAGAGAUUAUCUCAGUCGGUGUGCUUUCGUCUCGCGUCUGUCGGCAGAACCUGUUAACAGAGAAAACAAUCCAUCACAAUUUGCCGAUCACCGCGGGGUACCUUACACAGGUGGUCUUCGGUAAAAAUUCAAGUUAUAUAUCCAAGAAAAUUUACCGUAGAUUGUAACAUAUAUAAGCUGUUGCUUCUGUGUAUAAAACAUUCAACAAAGUAUGAGAAAAGAUA
Messenger RNA from Polistes canadensis, 2182 nucleotides. RefSeq names its product protein l(2)37Cc (gene Phb1). NCBI's taxonomy places the organism in Eukaryota, Metazoa, Arthropoda, Insecta, Hymenoptera, Vespidae. Gene Ontology annotation, biological process: mitochondrion organization. The transcript has 4 exons. Gene Ontology annotation, cellular component: membrane; mitochondrion. The record is from RefSeq and is a predicted model, not a curated record. Bases 128 to 946 code for a protein of 272 amino acids.